UCAGAAAAGAGGACGAACGGCCGCCUUACAUGCUGAUCGUCGUUAUCGUGGCAAUCGCGGAUGACAAAAGGCGAUGAUGAUGAUGAUGAUGAUGAUAAUGAUAAUGACAAUGAUAAUGAUGAUGAUGAUGAUGAUGACGAUGAUAAUGACGAUGAUGAUGAUGAUGACGAGUAUUUGGAAAAACGAAGGAUGAUGGCGAUAGUCGUACCGAGCGACGAUGACGGCGAUGUGGAUGGGAUGAUGAUGAUGAUGAUGAUGAUGUCGAUAGUAAUUGGAAAGAAUGAUGAUGAUGAUGAUGAUGAUGAUGAUGAUGAUGAUAAGACUCGCUGUGAUGCCGUUGAUUGUUGACGAUGACCGGCAUCGGCGUUGAUUUCAGCCUCGUGAUGAGUGCGAGAGAGAGAGUUCGAUGAAGCAGGGUCUGUGGUAGCUUUUGUU
This is a messenger RNA of Chara braunii, 435 nucleotides long. Lineage: Eukaryota; Viridiplantae; Streptophyta; Charophyceae; Charales; Characeae. The record is from the annotation of a GenBank genome assembly.